This is a messenger RNA of Salvia splendens (bonfire salvia), 836 nucleotides long. RefSeq lists its product as uncharacterized. The transcript has 7 exons. Gene Ontology annotation, cellular component: SNARE complex; endoplasmic reticulum. Gene Ontology annotation, molecular function: SNAP receptor activity. NCBI's taxonomy places the organism in Eukaryota, Viridiplantae, Streptophyta, Magnoliopsida, Lamiales, Lamiaceae. Bases 145 to 717 code for a protein of 190 amino acids. The record is from RefSeq and is a predicted model, not a curated record. Gene Ontology annotation, biological process: retrograde vesicle-mediated transport, Golgi to endoplasmic reticulum.
CAACUUCUCCCCCUCCCUAGUAUUAAAUCCUCCCCUUCUAUCACUUUCAUCUUUUCCGAUAAUAGUUUGAAGCCGUGGAAUUUCAGCUAUUACCUGCUGUUUAUCUCAGUUGGCCUUUGAACUAUACAUGCUUUGGAUUCUGUAAUGGGCUUGAGCAAAACUGAAGUGAACUUGAGAAGGUUACUUGCAGCAGCUCCACAACAACAAAAUCAGGGAAAGCUUGUACAUUAUGUGGCCACUUUAAGAGAGCAAUUGGCUGAAGAGAGGACUCCUGAAGGUUUGCCAAGGGUAUCAAAAGCUCAGUUAAAUGAAUAUUCUGAGAAAAUUGAAGCUGUAGCAGCUAAGUUAGAUGUCAAUGAGUACAGACCCCCAUCGGGAGAUAGAUCCCCCAGUAGUAUCGAGGACAGUAAUAAUGCGAAGUCUGUCAAACUGGAUGCUGCAGCACAUGCUCAUAUUGAGAAACACAGACAACUACAAGAAGAUUUGACGGAUGAAAUGGUUGGUUUGGCACGAAAACUCAAAGAGAGUAGCCUUAUGAUUAGUCGGUCCAUAAAAAAUACAGAGAAGAUACUCGACUCAACUGAGAACGCAGUUGAGCAGAGCUUGGCGAGCUCUGGACAUGCAAACACUCGGGCAGUGGAGGUUUAUUCGCAGAGUCUGAAAACAACGUGCUUUACAUGGCUCCUGAUCUUCGCCAUGACGUGCAUAUUCUGUUAAAUGGUAUAGACAACAUAUUUAGAGAAGAAAGCAAUGGGAGAAGAUUAUUGUAUUUUGAUUGAAUGAUGAAAUGGUACUCAACACCCAUAUAUUUAUAGGGAUGUUGGUGACUUUUGAGA